Messenger RNA from Racocetra fulgida, 1113 nucleotides. NCBI's taxonomy places the organism in Eukaryota, Fungi, Glomeromycota, Glomeromycetes, Diversisporales, Gigasporaceae. The record is from the annotation of a GenBank genome assembly.
AUGAGACCUUUUCACAUUCAAUUGUUAAGCAAUGUUAUGCUAAUAACAUUAGUUCUUAAUCUGUUUAUCACUCUGGCGACCGCAUUUGCACCUACAAGUCGUUAUUUUCAAAGCAGCGUCGUUAUUGGUGAUAAAAUAUACUUCUUAGGUGGUAUUGGUGUUUCUGGCAGAGGCUCUAAUGAAAUAUUCUAUUUAGAUGUUUCUUCACCAUUUAACAUCGCAAAUCUUAAAUGGACUGAUCUCACAAUUAUUGCCCCUAUUCCCGUCGCUAGUGCUUUCUCACCUUCUUGCUCUGGUGGAAACAAAAAUUCUACUAUUUUUUUAUUUGAACACCGCAGCACAAAUACUGUUAAUUCGACUUCUUUAGUGACAUUUACCUUUGAUACAACGACUCAAAAAUGGUCUAAUGCAAUAACAACAGGUACUGCACCACCAACCAGACAGGAAAUGAAAGCUGUUGUUGAUAAGAAUGGCAGAAUAUAUAUUUCUGGUGGAUUUGAUCCAUAUACAACCCUGAGAUCUUCUAAUAAUACUUAUGUACUGGAUUCUUUGAGUUUAUCUUGGCUCAGUAGUUAUCCUAGUGCUCCGAUUAUACGAUCCGAUUAUGCUGCUAUACUUUUACCAAGUGGGCUUAUAGUAUAUAUAGGAGGAACAAAUGAUGACACAACAGCUACAGAAAUUGAUAUGACAAAAUAUCGUAAAUAUCGUCCUGAUGAUGAUCCUUAUAUUGCUACUCCGGGUACGGGUAAUCGCGAAUAUCGCGAACAUGCUACUUCAGGUACAAAUAUUCACGAAUCUAGAUACGGUGCUUCAACCCCUUCCACAAUUACGAAUCAAUACGUUGCUCCUUCUUUCGUCUCAAAUAUGAGUUCUACGCAAUAUCCUGAUGCCCCGAAUUUUACGUAUCAAUCUGGUGCUCCUGAUGCUGCUUUCAUUCAUCCCGGCACGCCCACCCCAGGUAGUAUGCAUAACCAAAAUGUUUUUGCUCAAGGUCCUCAAGGCAGUUCUAUCCAUGUCGUUUAUACCCAUGGCCAUGUUGCCCAAAAUGUUACUGAUGGUAUUCCCACACCGGGUACACGUUCCAUAUAUAGUAAUUUUACAAAUAACUCAUAA